This is a messenger RNA of Impatiens glandulifera, 754 nucleotides long. RefSeq lists its product as uncharacterized. The transcript has 2 exons. The coding region runs from base 47 to 754 and encodes 235 amino acids. The record is from RefSeq and is a predicted model, not a curated record. Lineage: Eukaryota; Viridiplantae; Streptophyta; Magnoliopsida; Ericales; Balsaminaceae.
ACUCGACCUCAUUCUGGAAGCCUGCCAAGAAAACGGCGUUCAGUUCAUGGAUGCUACCAUGUGGGUGCAUAAUCCUCGCACUGCUAAGAUGAGACAGUUCCUCGACGAUCCCCUGCGUUUUGGUCAGCUUAAGACGGUACAUAGCUUCUUCACAUUCGCGGUAAAACCGGAUUUCCUGAAAAACGAUAUCCGAGUGAAGCCAGAUCUUGAUGGUCUCGGUGCUCUUGGAGACAUCGGUUGGUACUGUACGAGGGCUGUUCUAUGGACGACAAACUUUGAGCUUCCUAAAACAGUCAUAGCCUCGAAGAAACCUGUUAUCAAUGAAGCAGGCGUGAUCAUAGCUUGCGGAGCUUCGUUGUAUUGGGAAGACGGGAAAGUGGCUAGCUUCUACUGUUCAUUCCUGUCCAAUUUGACAUCGGACAUAACUGCACUCGGAACGAAAGGUAAUUUGCAUGUGAAUGACUUUGUGAUUCCCUUUGAAGAGGAGAAGGCUUCAUUUACGGUUGUGUCGGGAAGUGGAUUUAAGGAGUUAAUGACGGGAUGUGAGCCGGUUCCUAGCGAGCAUAUUGUCACGACCGGGCUUCCGCAGGAAGUGCGUAUGGUGUGUGAGAUCUCUCGGUUGGUUGCGGCUGUGAAAAACGGUUCGAAGCCUGAGAAGAAAUGGCCGAUUUACAGUAGGAAGACUCAGCUGGUUCUUGAUGCUAUUAAAGCUUCCAUUGAGAGUGGCUUUGAGGAGGUUGAAGUUGGUAAUUGA